Molecule: messenger RNA, 815 nt
Organism: Medicago truncatula (barrel medic)
Lineage: Eukaryota; Viridiplantae; Streptophyta; Magnoliopsida; Fabales; Fabaceae
Product: SNF1-related protein kinase regulatory subunit beta-3
Exons: 4
Coding region: 255-644 (129 amino acids)
Molecular function (GO): protein binding
Source: RefSeq, a predicted model, not a curated record
CUGUCUUUGUUGGAAAAAGGUUCGUAAGUUGUAACAGCCACAUUUGAGUCUUUGACGACCUUUAAAAGCCAACUUUGCGUUGCGUGCUCUGCUUGUCUUCUUCUUCUUCACAGAAUACGAUGCACUCUUAGUUAGGCUCAGCACUUUCCAUCGUCGAUCACUUUCUCCCUUCUGUGUUUUGGUUCGGUCACUAUCGAAAUCUUAAGCAAGAUAACUCAAGUCAAGGUUUCUUGGAAUCUUAAUUGGACUCAUUGAUGAAUUCACAACUAGUGGUUGACUUGAAUAGCAAGAUGAAUAAUCCAUAUGCUGCAAACCCGGGUGAAGCAACUGUCAUGGGAUUUGAAAUUUUAAAAACAUCUGACUCCGGUUACAAUAAUGCAUACCCUUUGAAUGAAGACGAGGCACGUGAUCCACCUGAGAUUCCUCCACAAUUGCAAAACACCUUGGUCGGCUAUCCUGCUAAUGUCGAUAGUUUUAGUUCUCUUCCAUUGCCUCAGAACGCAAUUCUAAAUCAUCUUUAUAUUGAGAAUAGAGAGCCACAAAGAUCUGUGGUGGCUUUGGGAUACACUCAUCGCUUUCGUACCAAAUUUGUUACAGCAGUGCUCUACAAACCAGUUCAAAGAAGGGGAGCCACAAACAUUUGAUGUGCUGACUAUAAACCUUCUCGAAAGACCAGUUUAAAGAAGUGGACCAAAAUCAUUUGAUGUGCAUAUCAUGAACUUUUCAUUGUUGUUCAUUUGUAAUGAUUUAAUGUGUAGACUUGAUGUUUAAAUUAGCAGGAAGUGAUAUUUAUUGGACUUAUAAGGCUUCAGUAA